AUGUGUCUCCAGACCAACUUCAAAGAAGGCACAUUGUCACUGAGCCAUGCCUUCCUGAGGUGGCCCUUAGUACCGAACAACUCCUUGCCAGCCGAUCGUGCUCUCUCUGGCCAAAAGAAUGAGAUCAACUCGAGGCUGAGCCGAACCUCGCUCUCCCGUUGUACGGCCGGGCGAUCAGCUGGCCCCUUUCGCCGCGCCGUCCCAACUAACCGUCUCAACCCAUCCCGAGCUCAUAUUGACAAGGCCUCUGUCAACUGA
This is a messenger RNA of Protopolystoma xenopodis, 258 nucleotides long. Lineage: Eukaryota; Metazoa; Platyhelminthes; Monogenea; Polystomatidea; Polystomatidae. The record is from the annotation of a GenBank genome assembly.